This is a messenger RNA of Penicillium cinerascens, 1857 nucleotides long. Its product is annotated as E1 ubiquitin-activating protein ubaB. Gene Ontology annotation, biological process: protein sumoylation. NCBI's taxonomy places the organism in Eukaryota, Fungi, Ascomycota, Eurotiomycetes, Eurotiales, Aspergillaceae. The record is from RefSeq and is a predicted model, not a curated record. The transcript is spliced from 10 exons. Gene Ontology annotation, cellular component: cytoplasm; SUMO activating enzyme complex. Gene Ontology annotation, molecular function: SUMO activating enzyme activity. Bases 1 to 1857 code for a protein of 618 amino acids.
AUGCGCGCAAGCUCCAUCAAGCGCUCCCUCGGAGUGGAGCUCACCAACAGCAUCAAGCAGUCGCGUGUCCUUCUCGUUGGAGCUGGCGGCAUCGGAUGCGAGCUGCUUAAAAACCUCGUCCUCACCGGCUUCGGAGAGAUUCACAUCAUCGAUCUCGAUACAAUCGACCUCAGUAACUUGAACCGCCAGUUCCUCUUCCGCCACGAACACAUCAAGAAGCCAAAGGCCCUGGUUGCGAAAGAAGUUGCGCAUCGGUUCCAGCCCAGCGCAAAGUUGGAAGCCUACCAUGCGAACAUUACGGACUCGCAGUUCAGCGUCGACUGGUUUGGGAGCUUCAAUAUUGUCUUCAAUGCGCUAGAUAACCUGGCUGCGCGACGACAUGUAAACCGGAUGUGUCUUGCCGCGGGUGUGCCUCUGGUGGAGAGUGGCACCACCGGUUUCAACGGCCAGGUGCAGGUCAUUGAGAAGGGGAAAACGGAAUGUUAUGAUUGCAACGAAAAGGAGACUCCGAAAUCCUUCCCUAUUUGCACGAUCCGCAGCAACCCGACGCAGCCCAUCCACUGCAUCGUAUGGGCCAAGAACUACCUUAUCCCGGAGCUGUUUGGUCAGAGUGAAGACAACCCAGAGGAACUGGACACUACUGAGGAUGCAGACAAUGCCGAAGAGAUAGAGGAGCUGCGCAGAGAAGCGCAGGCUCUAAAUGAGAUCCGGAACUCCAUGGGCUCCGAUGAUUUCACCAGAAAAGUCUUCGAGAAGGUCUUCAGGGAUGACAUCGAGCGACUUCGCAGAGUGGAGGAUAUGUGGAAAGAGCGCACGAGACCAGACCUACUGGAUUAUGACAAACUCCAGGAGGAAUCUGCUUCCGUGGAACCCACAGUGUCCAUCACUGACCAGAGGGUGUGGACGCUAGCCGAGGACUUCGUUGUGUUUAAAGACAGUGCGGAUCGACUCACCAGACGCCUAAAGGAGAUGCAAGCGAAAGCAUCAUCCGAAGAUGAAGCUCCCGUCAUCACAUUUGAUAAAGAUGAUGUGGACACACUGGAUUUCGUGACCGCAACUGCCAACUUGCGGGCCAAUAUCUUCCACUUGGAAGCGAAAUCCAAAUUUGAUACCAAGCAAAUGGCGGGUAAUAUCAUUCCUGCCAUCGCUACCACGAACGCCAUGACGGCAAGUCUGUGUGUUCUCCAGGCUUUCAAGGUUCUCCAAGACAACCUUGCAAAUGCCAAGAUGGUCUUCCUCGAGCGAUCCGGUGCACGAGCUAUCAACUCAGAUUCUUUGGAUCCUCCCAAACCUAACUGUCCAGUCUGUUCUGUUGCCCAAGGUCGUGUGUCAUUUGACCCAGAGCGUGCCACGCUAGAAGACCUAGUGAAUGUUCUCCGUGAGGAGCUCGGCUAUAGCAAGGAGUUCUCUGUCAUCAAGGGUGGCAACUUGAUAUAUGAUCUUGAUCUGAAUGACCAGCUGUCAUCGAAGCUCUCCGAUAUGGGUAUCACGAACUGGGCCUUCCUCACCGUCGUGGAUGAAGACGACCGGGAUAAAGAUCCUCGUAUCGACCUACAGCUUGUUAUCAGUGCAACACCUGAGCUCUCCGAGGAGUCGAAGCCCGUGGUCUUACAAAGCACCCCAGACAUCCCGCGGAGGCCAAAGCCGGCUCUUAUUCCCCCGGUCGAGGCAGCCCCUGUUACCAACGGCACCUCCGUCACCGGCAAGCGCAAACGUGAGGGUGAAGAUGGAGACGGGGACGAGACCAUGACGAACGGCCAUAUUGCCAAGAAGGUGGCUGGAGAAUCAUCUAACGGCGAUGACAACGACCUGAUCGUCCUGGAUGACGACGAUGGAGCCAUUUUGAUCGACGAUUAG